Molecule: messenger RNA, 804 nt
Organism: Anarrhichthys ocellatus (wolf-eel)
Lineage: Eukaryota; Metazoa; Chordata; Actinopteri; Perciformes; Anarhichadidae
Gene: polr3f
Product: polymerase (RNA) III (DNA directed) polypeptide F
Exons: 3
Coding region: 394-738 (114 amino acids)
Biological process (GO): transcription by RNA polymerase III
Cellular component (GO): RNA polymerase III complex
Source: RefSeq, a predicted model, not a curated record
GUAGUUACAGAACUGUGGUCACUUUGGUAUGGGUAUGUCAUUUUCGAGCAGAGGCCUACAAAUUGGGCUAGAGCUUGAGGUUUUAAGAGUUGAGUUCGGUCUCAGACCAGCAGGUGGCAGCAGAGAGUCUCACUGUGAAGUUACUGUAUUCAAAUCUAAUUAUCCUUCAAUCACAAGUCUUUAGUCGAAGAAGUACUGAUUAACAACGUACAAAAGUAUCAGCAUCAAAGUAUACCUAAUGCACCAAAAGUAAAAGUACUCAAUGUAUAUUAUAAUGGUAUUAUGAAUACUUGAUUAACUGCUGUUGCACCAUAUUUAGCCGCUGUUGCACCGUAUUCACCGUAUCUGUGUUGUGUUCAGGCUGAAGCAGCGAGGGACAGCAAACAGAGCCCCAUGGUUCAGAGAAACAGCUCCUUCGCCACCUCGCAUGAAGUGUGGAAGUACAUCUGUGAGCUGGGAAUCAGCAAGGUGGACUUGUCCAUGGACGACAUCGAGACCAUCCUGAACACGCUGAUCUACGACGGGAAGGUGGAGAUGACCAUCAUCGCCGCCAAGGAGGGAACGGUGGGCAGCGUGGACGGACAGAUGAAACUCUACCGCGGCGUCAACGCCGUCAUCCAACCAACGGGCCUCGUCAGGACACCCUGCGGACUCUGCCCGGUGUUUGACGACUGUCACGAAGGAGGAGAAAUCUCUCCGUCUAACUGCAUCUACAUGACGGAGUGGUUGGACUUCUGACUGCUUGUGAUCCUCGUUUGUUUUGUAUUUAUCUCAAAGUUCAAUAAAAGCUAAAUGUUUCUGGUG